Arachis ipaensis is the source of this 927-nucleotide messenger RNA. RefSeq lists its product as uncharacterized. NCBI's taxonomy places the organism in Eukaryota, Viridiplantae, Streptophyta, Magnoliopsida, Fabales, Fabaceae. The record is from RefSeq and is a predicted model, not a curated record.
AUGAACCUCUACUGUGAUUACUACAAGGGCUACGGGCACAAGACACAAGAUUGCUUCGCCCUGAAGGACGCACUGGAGCAAGCGAUCAGGGACGGAAAGUUAUCCGAAUUCUCCCACCUCAUUAGGGAGCCGAGGAGACGGAACCGAGAUCACGAAGGCGAAGACAAGACCCGGGCAGCAAAGCGACGCCAAGUGCCAGAGGACCACGACCACGGCCUUACCAUAGUGAACGUGGUAACGGCGAGAAACGUGGCGCCCAGGUCCAAGUCGGCACAUAAGAAAGACGCCAAAGUCCUGGCGGUUUUCACAUCCUCUGCGCGAAGCCACAAGAAGCUUCCAUCCAUUUCAUUUGGCUCGGACGACCAAUGGUUCGACGAGGUCGCGGAAAGCCCUCCCAUGGUCAUUACGGCCAGAGUGGGAACCGGCCUCGUCAAGUGGAUCCUUGUUGAUACAGGGGCAGAUUCGAACCACAUGUUCCGCAAUGUGUUCGACGCCUUGGGUUUAAAGGACGCCAACUUAAAGACUCACCAGCACGGUGUUGUAGGGCUCGGCGACCACUUUAUCAAGUCGGACGGGAUAAUCUCCCUGCCGACCUCCGUGGGACAACGCCAAGAGAGAAGAACGGUAAUGGCAGAGUUCGUGAUCCUACGAGACUUCACGGCCUACAACAUCAUCCUAGGGAGGAAGACCAUCAACGACCUAGGGGCGGUCAUCAGUACGAGGAUGCUGAUAAUGAAGUUCAUAACUGAAGAAGGAUCAGUAAGGUCUAUAAGAGGAGAUCUGGAAACGGCAGUCGCUUGCGACAACGCCAGUCUCUCGUUAAGAAAGAAAUCCAAAGAAGUAUCAGGAGUAUUCCUCGCUGACUUGGAUGCCAGAGUCAGCGACAAGCUGAGACACGAACCAGAAGGGAGCCUAGAAAAGUUUUGA